CCGUGCUGUCACAUGGGUCUUGCAAAGUGGAGUGAAGUUCAUGCUUUUGCUGUCAACGGCUUCAUGUUGUCAUUUACAGAUUUGACAGUAUUAAGCAACACUUUAAGUUUUGUUAUGUUUGAGUAUAAAUGUUGCUGAUUACAUUGUAAGAUGAUCAGCUAUGAGUAUGAAGUGAUCUGAACACAGACGAGUUGAGAAGAUGUCUGCGCAGUGUUGGCAGAAGUUAAUGCUAACGGGUCCUCAGCAUGGCCGAGCCUUCUUGAACACGAGGAGCUGUUUGUGUGCAGGGCCACGCCAGAGACACUAUGGGUCCCCCGGCCGCAUGCGUCCCCACAGGAGGGUGGUGAUCACUGGCAUUGGCCUGGUGUCGCCCCUGGGCACGGGCACCGCUCUGCCCUGGCAGCGCCUUAUCGGCGGGGAGAGUGGCAUUGUCGCCCUGGAGACGGAGGAGUACAAGACGGUGCCCUGCAAAGUGGCCGCUCUUGUGCCACGAGGAGACGGCGAGGGGGGAUUCGAGCAGGAGCGGUUCGCCCGCCGCGGCGAGAUCAACAGCAUGUCCCCGGCCACGGUCAUGGCACUAGCGGCGGCACAGCUGGCUUUGGAGGACUGCGGGUGGUAUCCCACCAGCGUCGAUGAUCAGCUGAGCACGGGGGUCGCCGUGGGCAUGGGCAUGGUGUCUCUGGAAGAGAUUGCCCGCACCUCCGCUGCCUUCCAGUCGCGCGGCUACAACAAGGUUAGCCCCUUCUUCGUGCCCCGCAUCCUGGUCAACAUGGCCGCCGGACACAUCAGCAUCAAGCACAAGCUGAAGGGGCCCAACCACGCCGUCUCCACCGCCUGCACGACGGGCGCGCACGCCAUCGGAGACGCCGCCCGCUUCAUUGCCCGCGGAGACGCUACGGCGAUGGUCGCCGGGGGCACAGAGGCGUGCGUGGGCCCCCUGGCGCUAGCGGGGUUCGCCCGGGCGCGUGCGCUGAGCACCAGCUGGAAUGAGAACCCCAGGCUGGCCUCCAGGCCCUUCCACCCAGAGAGAGACGGCUUCGUGAUGGGCGAGGGGGCGGCGGUGCUGGUGCUGGAAGAGUACGAGCGAGCUGUAGAGAGGGGGGCGCGGAUCUACGCCGAGGUGCUGGGGUACGGCCUCUCGGGGGACGCCAGCCACAUCACUGCCCCCACGGCUGAUGGAGACGGGGCGCUGAGGUGCAUGUCUGCAGCAGUUCGGGACGCCGAAGUGGACCUUUCUGAGGUCACCUACAUUAACGCCCACGCCACCUCCACACCACUAGGGGACGCUGCUGAGAACGCCGCCAUUAAGAGGCUCUUCCAGCAGCACGCUGGCUCCCUGGCUGUGUCGUCCACUAAGGGUGCCACAGGACACCUGCUAGGGGCCGCAGGGGCCCUGGAGGCCGCCGUCACCGCCCUGGCCUGCCACCACGCCACCCUGCCGCCCACCCUCAAUCUGGACCGCACAGAACCGGAGUUCGACCUGAACUACGUGCCCUGCACAGCACAGCCCUGGAAGACUGCGGGCCGCCGCGUCGCCCUGACCAACUCGUUUGGAUUUGGGGGCACCAACGCUACCCUGUGCCUGGCCAGCGUCUGAGAGGCCUGAGGGGCAUUGUGGGCCAGUCAGGCUGAAGUCUGGAGGACCAGGGCAUGCAGGAGAAGGGCAUUGUCGCUGUUAUCACAUUGUAUGACAGGAACUGUGUACGUGAUGGAUUUGAAUGGUUGUGUGAUACUGGAUCAAUGAUUUGUUUGUGUGCUUAUUUGUUUCCUUGUUUGUAUUGGAACUGAUAAAAAUGCUAACAAUACACUCAUAAUACACACAAACACCUCAAUGUUCAGGUCAAUAAGAAGUUCUUGCUAAAAAAUA
Clupea harengus (Atlantic herring) is the source of this 1867-nucleotide messenger RNA. It is a transcript of the gene oxsm, whose product is annotated as 3-oxoacyl-ACP synthase, mitochondrial. Gene Ontology annotation, biological process: fatty acid biosynthetic process. Gene Ontology annotation, cellular component: mitochondrion. Lineage: Eukaryota; Metazoa; Chordata; Actinopteri; Clupeiformes; Clupeidae. The record is from RefSeq and is a predicted model, not a curated record. Gene Ontology annotation, molecular function: 3-oxoacyl-[acyl-carrier-protein] synthase activity.